AUGUGUAAACCUCAUGUUACCCGGUGGUCACCCCUAUGUGCUUACCCGUCACCCCACCCAAUUCCCUGUUCCGGCGAUCAAGUGUGGCGAUGUUCCGAGGUGUACAACAACGAACACGGUAUCCAGAUCCACUUUCCGCUGGCGCUCUUCAAAAAACUCAAAGGCGAAUCCUUGACCUUGGCGGAUUUGCAAGAUGUGAAUCCCAAGGUUUGGAUGUCGAUGCAGCAGAUGUUGGCUUGGCAGCCGGCGAAUCCCGCCGACGCCAACCAGGAGUUUGAGGACACCUUUUGCCUCAGCUUCUCCGCUUCCUAUGACUACUUUGGUGAGCAUCGUGACGUCGACUUGAAGCCGGGUGGUGCUGACAUUUCAGUGACCUUUGACACGCGACAGGAGUAUGUGGAUCUCUAUUGCCAGUGGCUUCUGGAGACCUCCAUUGAACGGCACUUCAAACUCCUGGCACAGGGCUUUGAGAAGGUUGUUGACUCGGCGCUGUGGUCCUUUCUGACCGCUGAGGAGGCGCAUCUCAUCAUCUGCUGCGAGGUGGGCCUGGAGGCCUCGGAGCUGCGUCAGCUGGCGCACUAUGAAGGCUACGACAAAGAUGAUCCAUACAUCCAGGACUUCUGGAAGAUCCUGGAAUCCUUUGACAUCGAUCACCUGAAAAAGUUCUUGUCAUUUACUACUGGAACUGACCGUGCACCCCUGAGUGGCUUGAAGGAUGUCCGCUUAAUUGUGCAGAAGCACGGUGUGGAGCCGACGAAUCGAUUGCCCACAGCACAGACUUGCUUCAACUUGUUGUUGCUGCCGCGCUACGAGUCCGCGAAAAAGAUGGAGCAAUCCUUGCUUUUGGCCAUCGAAAAUUCUGAGGGCUUUGGUCUUCAAUGA
Cladocopium goreaui is the source of this 882-nucleotide messenger RNA. Lineage: Eukaryota; Dinophyceae; Suessiales; Symbiodiniaceae. The record is from the annotation of a GenBank genome assembly.